GGUGGGGGCUUAAUGUAUUGUCUCCUUGUACUUUUGUUUGGCACAGCACAGUCACUGUACUGGCAAAGCUAUGGGCCAACUUUGCAGUGAGUAACGGUGCUUCAGCUCCUUGUUUUCAGCAAGGUGAGACCGUUAGCGGUCCCUCGCCCGCAGUUUGGGAACCGCUAUCCCGGACUGGCCGACCUCUGCUCUCCGGCUCUCUUCCUCCGACUCCGCCUCUCAGAACCAACACACGAGCGACAGACUCUCCUGCCUGCCUGCCGCCACCCCGAAGCCCCUCCAGCUAUAGUCUUUGCACUUCCCCUCUCACCAAACAGGACUCCGUACUUCUGUAUCAACGCGAACUCACUUUCUCCUCACCCCGAAUGUCCUCUUAGUUUUGCCGGAGGGGGAAACUAAGUUGAAAAGUACAACAGACGGGAGUUGCUGUGUCGGAGAAGUUUUUCUUCUCUGCUCCAGUUUUUGGCCCCGCGACGGGGCAGGACAGUGAGGGGAGGCCGGGGGGACUAACAGGAGACCGUAUGAUGUGGAUCUGGUACCUUCUGCUUGGUUCGGGGUCAGGCUCAAGAACUGUUGAGAGCCAGCUGCUCCCAGGGAAUAACUUCACCACCGAGUGCAACAUCCCUGGAAAUUUCAUGUGCGGAGAUGGGAAGUGUGUCCCAGGUGGGUGGCAGUGUGACGGAUUGCCCGACUGCUUUGACAAGAGCGACGAGAAAGGCUGUCCCAAGGUGAAGUCAAAAUGUGCCCCGACGUUUUUCGCCUGCGCUAAUGGAGUCCACUGCAUCAUCGGCCGCUUCCGCUGCAAUGGCUUCAGCGACUGUCCCGACGGGAGUGACGAAGAGAACUGCAGUAACCCACUGGUGUGCUCUGAGGCUCGCUUCAAGUGUCGAAACGGCCACUGUGUUGACCGUAGCUUCUUGUGUAAUGGCCAGGACAACUGCCAGGACAACAGUGACGAGGAGCUCUGUUUGACUACUGCUGAAGCUCCGGGGCAGGAUUUUGUGACACUGGACUACCGCCUCCGCUACUACCCCAGCAUCACCUAUGCUGUCAUCGGCAGCGCUGUCAUCUUCGUCCUAGUGGUGGCAUUGCUUGCCCUGGUGCUCCAUCACCAGAGGAAGAGGAGUGUCCUGCUGCCCAGAGGCGUAAGGGGGAGCUCACAUCACCACCACCACCAUCAGCCGCUUCUGUUGUCCCGUCUGGUCAUCUUGGACCGGGGCCAUGUUCACCCAGGGGGUUCUGGUCUCUCCAUGGACUCCACUGCAGCUGGACAGUACCAUUCAACUCCUCAGGCGCUGCAGCUGCUGUCUGGGACCCUGUAUCCCUCUGGACUGUCCUCCAUGGACUCACCUCCAUCAUAUUCACAAGCUGUUCUGGAUGUCAGUCGGCCUCCCUGGUUUGAUCUCCCUCCUCCCCCGUACCUCCCAGAUGGGGAGCUUCCAUCAGAGGGCGAGCUGCCUCAGUACGAGGACCCGCAAGACCCUUUGAGCCCGCCAGCAGCACAUCCCUCAGCACCCUCCACACCCAGAACUGUGGCCUCGGGCACACAGCCGAGUGAGAGCUCCAGAGAGCAGUCCGACCAGCUGUGAACCGCUCUCUUGUGGACUCUGUAGACUCAGAGAGUGCAAGGACUGAAGGACCAGGCUGUAGGGCCACAUGAAGCCGAGACAGUCCAGAACAAAGACCUGCUGAGGAGAACCAACAGGGACUAAGAGACUGCAGGCUUUAAUAGCAACCGUUACUCACUGCCUGCACGUUGGCUCACUGGAAGCUGUGCUGGGAAGAGUUCAUCCUUGUAAUACUGAGGUUGCUUGCAGGCUCCCCCUGCUGGUGUCAAGGCUCCACUACACCUUCAAGAGUUCCACAUCUGAUUGUAUUCGGUUGAAUUAGUCUGCCCUUGAAGAAAUAAUACAUACAAUGCCUGACUCUGACUUCAGUCUGAGUCACCAACUGCCAUUCACUAACAUUUUUAGAGCAUCUCAGAUGGCUAUUGCUUUCUGUGAAGUCUAUCAUGAUAGAGUUGUGUUAUUAUUUUGACUGUUCUCAUUUUAAAUUUCAUACAACAGUGUUUUCCAAAGUAGGGUUUAUAAAGAAAUGAUGUUCAUGUUUCCGUUGUUAAAACCCUGAAUGGUUCAAUUAUAUAGUGUUACUGUUACGGCUACAUGCUGCCUAGACUUCAAGACAGCUUAAUAGUGUUGUGUAAGACUUUUCAUGGUCACACACAUAUAGCUAUAAGCACAAAAGCAAUCAGUGGUACACUUGUUUUUUCAGUGUUGGUGUGACCUGAUUGACAUUUAGUAACUCCUUUAGUAGCACUUCAUGCUAAACCUAGAAGUCUUUGAGUUAAAACUGGCAGGUAUUUUCUAAAUGAGCAAAAGAAGUCUUGUUCUUUUUCACAAUAUUUUCACAGUACUUCUUCUUGUCGUUUGGUUCAAGUCAAGAUAGAAAAUGUGAAGAGGAUCACUUUUUUUUUUUUCCUCUAAAUAGCGUUAGCCAGGAACUCUGAGUAUUUAUGGCGAGCUUCAUAAGUCAUUCCUCCAAGCAAUCUGUUGACGAAGAUAACUUUUUUAUAACACUUCUAUUUCAGCAGCAUCAAUGUUUGUUUUCAGACAGAGACAAAACAGUGUUAAAUCUAAUGUUUUUGAGGCCUUAUUUUCUGCCAGUUUGAUCGUUAGUGCCUUUGAACAAGAUUAGUUUGAGAACACAAUCUGAUUUAAAACACCUAAAAACUGUAGCCUGUAUCGAUAUCACUCACAUAAAUCAGCAUUUUAUGAAUCUGUCUUGAACCAGAUUGCCCAACUUUGUGUAAGAUUUUGUAAUGUAUAUACCUCCAGUUGUAUGUCCUUUUGUAAAAUCCUCCAAAGUAGUAUUAGACAUUGACUGAUGAAACUCAUAUCUGAAGGAUCUAUGUUUGUACAUGUACUACCUGCAUUGUAUUAUGAUUGUUGGUUUGUUCAUUUUCAAGUGGUUUGUUUGACACUGUACAUAUGAGAUGUAGGGAAAGUAAAUAAAUCUAUUUAAGAGUAGAGUUUAAAGAAAGAGCUGAAUGUGUAAAUAUAUUUGUACUUUGUAUCUUGUUUCUUCUCCAGAGCUGGCAGUGAUAGAGCCGGCACAAGAAAAUCAAUCAAACCAAAGAUAAUCAUUGCAAACCUUAAUGUGAGGAUAUCACCCUCCAAAGGAAUGUUCAUGUGUCCCAGCUGUCUGUGCCUUUGUGAUAUUAAAAUGUGCAAAGGUUCAUUGAGUAAAACAGAAUUUAUGUUAUUUGCUGUAAAACUGGAAAAUGUGUCUCAGGAUAAAAAUCAGUCUCUCUGCUCUGUUGUUUUUAUAUACAUUUGGUUUACAGCACAUUAAGAUUAAAUUCCAUUUUUUUUCUGAU
Molecule: messenger RNA, 3376 nt
Organism: Notolabrus celidotus (New Zealand spotty)
Lineage: Eukaryota; Metazoa; Chordata; Actinopteri; Labriformes; Labridae
Gene: ldlrad3
Product: low density lipoprotein receptor class A domain containing 3
Exons: 6
Coding region: 522-1589 (355 amino acids)
Biological process (GO): receptor-mediated endocytosis
Cellular component (GO): plasma membrane
Molecular function (GO): protein binding
Source: RefSeq, a predicted model, not a curated record